Didymodactylos carnosus is the source of this 908-nucleotide messenger RNA. The record is from the annotation of a GenBank genome assembly. Lineage: Eukaryota; Metazoa; Rotifera; Eurotatoria; Philodinida; Philodinidae.
GAAGUCAUAUCAAGAGGUUAUUUUUACAGUAAUAAAGAUUUUUUAAAUAUAAGAUGGAAACUGUGAAAGGAAAACCAGUAUUUGAACAUCAAGGUUAUUUGUAUAUCGUUAGUAAAGAAUCAGGUCAAAAGGUGAUAUGGUGUUGUCGUAAUUAUCGUCAUGGUCAAUGUCACGGUCGACUCCAUACAAUUAAUGGUCAGGUUGUACAAACAGUUGGUGAUCAUAAUCAUGAACCAAGUGAUUCAGCUGGAGAAGUGAUCAAAGCACGUACCAAAAUGAGUGAUGCAUCCAAACAAACUGGUCGUACGACACAUGAUAUUGUGGCUGAUGGUGUAUCCAAAUUAUCUGAUCAUGCUAUUUCAUCAUUACCAAAUUUACAAAAUCUUAAACGUACUGUUCAAAGAAUUCGUCAACGAAAUCAAAAUCCACUACCAUUACCAACAAGUCGUGAUACAAUUGUUAUUGAUCCACAAUAUACAAAAACAGCUCGUAAUCGAACAUUUUUGCAAUUCGAUUCUGGGCCAAUUGAUCGACGUAUAUUAAUAUUUUCAACCAAGAAGCAAUUGAAAAUAUUAGGGAAAGCACAUUCAAUAUAUUUAGAUGGUACGUUUAGUGUGGUUCCAGAAUUGUAUUUUCAACUAUAUACUAUACAUGCUACAUAUUUAAAUCAUAUAGUACCAGUGGUUUAUGUAUUAUUGCCAGGUACGUGUCAAUUGUUACAUUUUUUUGUGCUUUGAUCUACAUGCUGAAGGUUGGCUGACAUAGACACGUAACUUUAAUAUAUCUUAUAAAAAGUUGGACUUGGAGUAUUUGGACUUUUCCAAUUCAGUAGAAUAUAUUUUGUAAAUGUUUGCUUGUUUUCUUUGUUUAGGUAAAACACAACGUUUGUAUAAAGAAAUGUUACAGCA